Recurvomyces mirabilis is the source of this 2244-nucleotide messenger RNA. RefSeq lists its product as uncharacterized. The coding region runs from base 1 to 2244 and encodes 747 amino acids. NCBI's taxonomy places the organism in Eukaryota, Fungi, Ascomycota, Dothideomycetes, Mycosphaerellales, Teratosphaeriaceae. The record is from RefSeq and is a predicted model, not a curated record. The transcript is spliced from 2 exons. Gene Ontology annotation, molecular function: protein binding.
AUGCGUCUUCUCAAAGCUAGACGUGACGGCGGUUUCAGCCUGACUAUGUUCCCUGUUAAUCCUCCCCCUUACGCCAUCCUUUCACAUACCUGGGAGACGGAUGAUCAGGAAGUCAAACUUAAAGACAUAGACAAUCGGGUGGGAAUCCACAAAACUGGCUAUAAGAAGAUUGAAUUUUGUGCGAGACAAGCUCAGAACGAUCAGAUAGAGUACUUCUGGGUCGAUAGUUGUUGCAUCGACCAAUCCAGCAGUGCAGAGUUGUCAACUGCAAUCAACUCAAUGUAUCGCUGGUACCAGAACUCGGUCAAAUGCUACGUCUACAUGGCUGAUGUCUCGACAUCCUCAUCCUCAGAACAAGAAUUGAGUUUCCUUCAUAGCCGAUGGUUCACCCGAGGAUGGACACUUCAGGAGCUCAUCGCCCCCAAGAGAAUAGAGUUCUUCUCCAAGGACGGCAUGUACUUGGGCGAUAGACGGCAGCUCGAAAACCGCAUCCAAGAGAUCACAGGUAUCUCUAAUCGAAUCCUUCGAGGACAUCCACCGGCCCAAGUAGGCGUCGAGGAGCGGUUGUCAUGGAUAGCGAAUCGGGAUACUAAGUACUGCGAGGAUAUAGUGUAUUCUGUUCUUGGCAUUUUCGGUAUCCACAUGCUACCUAUGUAUGGUGAAGGGGCAGUACAUGGAUUCCGGCGGCUUGGGGAGGAGAUUGAGAAGUCUCCCACCCUUGCGCACCCACCUCGAACAGAAAAGGACCAACAAUGUCUGAACGCGUUACAUGCCAUGUCACUAUCUUAUGCUGCCGCAAAUGGGUUGAAAGUCGUGGUCGAUCAGUUGCUUAGAGAUGAUAGAACCGAGGUCAACUUACCAGAUCGAUCGGGUCGAACACCGCUAUCGUGGGCGGCCGGGAAUGGUCAUAAAGCUAUUGUGAAGCAGCUACUUGACAACGGCCAGGCCGAACUCUCCUCAAGAGAUUUACAAUACGGCAAGACACCACUGCUGUGGGCCGCCGAGGACGGACAUGUGGCGGUCGUCGAGCAACUGCUCAACGCCUCCGCGGAUCAGCGUGGCCAGAAGCCGCUAUCCUGGGCCGCUGAGAACGGUUAUGAAGCCGUCGUAAAGCAGCUGCUCAAGACAGAUAACGUUGAUAUCAACGAGGCAAAUACUGAGCUCGGUCGGAAUCCGCUGUCUUGGGCCGCAGGAAAUGGCUACGCUGAUAUAGUCAGAGAGCUUCUCAACACAGGCAAGGCGACCGUGGACAGCCAGGACAGUAUCCUUGGCCGUACUCCGCUGGCGUGGGCUGCCGCAAAUGGGCAUACAUUUGCGGUGGAGCAACUGCUCAGCACAGGCAAGGCUAAUGUACACUUGGCGGACAAUUACGGCCAGUCACCUCUGUCGUUGGCCGCAGCGAACGGACAGACGUGCGUGUUCAAGCCAUUGCUUGAGGCCGGAGCCGAUGUGAGUUCGAAGGACUGGUUCGGUCAGACCCCGAUUAUGUGGGCUGCUCGAAGUGGGCAGCAAGCAGCGACUCAGACGUUGCUGGACACAAGUGGCACUAUUGUUGAAGGCCAGGAUAAGUAUCGCCGGACACCACUGUCAUGGGCGGCCGCAAACGGGCAUGACGCCGUCGUAAAGCUGUUGCUCGAGGCAGGAGCCGAUGUCAAAUCUUCCGAUGUCAACAAUCGGACGCCGCUUUUGUGGGCUGCCAGGCAGGGGCACGAGGCUGUCGUAAAGCUACUACUCCACGCCAAUGCUGAUAUCGAGUCGAAGGAUAGGUGGGAUCAGACGCCGUUACUGUCCGCCGCAGCAAGUAGGCAUGAGGCCAUUGUCAAACUACUUCUCGAGGCCAAUUCCAAUGUAGAGUCGAAGGAUAAAAGAAGCCUUACACCUCUGUCGUUUGCCGCUGCUAGCGGGCAUGAGCCCGCUGUCAAGCUCCUUCUCGGAGCCGGGGCCGCCGUCGAAAGCAGAGGGUCUCACAACAGGACGCCACUCCUGUUGGCCGUCGCGAGCGGGCAUGAGAAAGUGGUAAGGUUACUACUGGAGGCCGGGGCCGAUGCUGGCGUGGAGGAUGCCGAUGGUCAGACGCCGAUAGAAGUGGCCGAUAAGCAUGGGUACAAAGCCAUUGCGUCGCUGUUGUCUUCUAGAAAAUAUGGUAAAGACUGGAGAUCGAGUCUCAAAGACAGGACAACCACAAAACGUAACUUCGAGAGUUACCGGGCAUGUGAGAUAGCCUGCAGUGAAGACACCUCAUAG